Molecule: messenger RNA, 1016 nt
Organism: Prorocentrum cordatum
Lineage: Eukaryota; Dinophyceae; Prorocentrales; Prorocentraceae
Source: the annotation of a GenBank genome assembly
GGCGCAGCAGCGAUCGAGCAGGGCCAGCUCCGAAUCGUCCGAGGGCAGGAGCGCGGCACUUAUCGGGAAGCGGUUCGACGAGAGCGCGACGGGCAUGGCCUUCUGGGGGCCAGCCAAGCCAACGGCCGCAGGGGGGCGCAGCGCAAGCGUCGCGAUCGCCUUCCCCACGCGCCUGCCAGUGGCGCCGGCACCAGGGCAGCCCAAGUGGGACAUCAGCCCGCGCGGCAGCGAGGGGAGGCUGGCGAUGGCGCUGAUCACCAUCCCAGGGCUGGGCCAGCUCGCCACCUUCAGCAUCUACCUGUUCACUGGCAGAGGUUUCGCGCACCACCCGAACGUGGCCAUCCUCGACGUGAUCACGGAGUGGAUCAUCAAGCUGCGCGUUCCCUGGCUUGUGGGCGGCGACUGGAACAACGAGCCCGCGGGGCUGGAGUGCAGCCCGUGGUUCAAGGAGGUGCGAUGCUGCAUCAAGGCCACCACGCACAGCACCACGCACAGCGAGGGCACGUGCAAGAGCAGCACGGCGGAGCAGAGCACUCUCGACUACUUCUGGAUGGACGAAAAGUUGGGCCAGGCCUUCGUGGUGAAGGCGAUCGACGAGCCCCGGCAGUGGCCCCUGCAGCGACCAGGCACUAAUGAGGAGCACGAGGCUCAGACACACCCCGCCGUCGAAGUGUUGGAAGGCCCCCCCGCGGCCCAGCGGCUCAACGAGGCGUGGCGUCGGUUCUGCAACCUCGCGGACCUCCAGCUGCAGACCAUCUGCAAGCUCACAGAGGAGCAGGCCGCCAAGUACAAGGGACGCGGGGCAGCGCCCAAGCUGAUUGACAAAAAGCUGUGCCCCAAGUGCCCCAGUGCGGUCGCCAGCCGUGUCCCAGUGCGGUCGCCCGCUUGGGCCUGGAGGUGGCUGGCGGUGGAGGUCUCUUGGCUCGGAGUGUCAGCUUGUCGGGUCCUCCAGGACGAGGGCACAGAGGAGCACCCCGUGACCUCGGGCGGCAAACGCGGCGAGACCCAGGCCAACA